Molecule: messenger RNA, 1554 nt
Organism: Boleophthalmus pectinirostris (great blue-spotted mudskipper)
Lineage: Eukaryota; Metazoa; Chordata; Actinopteri; Gobiiformes; Gobiidae
Gene: bmpr1ba
Product: bone morphogenetic protein receptor, type IBa
Exons: 10
Coding region: 16-1521 (501 amino acids)
Biological process (GO): protein phosphorylation; BMP signaling pathway; dorsal/ventral pattern formation
Cellular component (GO): signaling receptor complex; plasma membrane
Molecular function (GO): ATP binding; transforming growth factor beta receptor activity, type I; SMAD binding
Source: RefSeq, a predicted model, not a curated record
AACAUCUUGGACAGCAUGCUCCUGCAGGCGUCCAGUCGAGAGUCAGGGGAGAGCGGGCGGGACCUGAGCAGCAGCGUGGCCCCGGCUUCAGCCAAUCAGAGGCUUCUGUGGUGCUACUGUAACCACCACUGUCCAGACGACUCGGUCAACAACACGUGCAGGACAGACGGUUUCUGCUUCACCAUGGUGGAGGAGGAGGGUGGGGUCCCAGUGCUCGCCUCAGGCUGUUUGGGGAAGAAGGGCUCUGAGUUCCAGUGUCGGGAGACUUCCAACUCAUUAGGCCGUAAAUCCCUGGAGUGUUGUUCAGAUGAGGAUUACUGCAACAGACACCUGCACCCCACUUUACCGCCCAUGGAACCGCCCACCUAUGACCCCAGUAUCCACCACAUGGCUCUCAUCAUCUCUGUGAUCGUCUGUUUCUUCAUCCUGAUCGGCAUCAUCGUCUUCUGCUACUUCAGGUACAAGCGUCAGGAGUCUCGUCCACGCUACAGCAUGAGUCUGGAGCAAGAUGAGACCUUCAUUCCUCCUGGAGAGUCCCUCAAAGACCUGAUCCAACAGUCCCAGAGCUCAGGCUCAGGCUCAGGGCUCCCUCUGCUGGUGCAGAGGACCAUCGCCAAGCAGAUCCAGAUGGUGAAGCAGAUCGGGAAAGGCCGGUACGGGGAGGUGUGGAUGGGCCGAUGGAGAGGAGAGAAAGUGGCUGUAAAAGUGUUCUUCACCACAGAGGAGGCCAGCUGGUUCAGAGAGACGGAGAUCUACCAGACUGUGCUCAUGAGGCACCAGAACAUACUCGGCUUCAUCGCGGCCGACAUUAAAGGCACCGGCUCCUGGACUCAGCUCUACCUCAUCACGGACUACCACGAGAACGGCUCCCUCUACGACUACCUCAAGUCCACCACGCUAGACAGUCAGAGCAUGCUCAGACUGGCCUACUCCUCCGUGUCCGGCCUGUGUCACCUCCACACCGAGAUCUUUGGCACCCAAGGGAAACCCGCCAUCGCCCACCGGGACCUGAAGAGCAAAAACAUCCUGGUGAAGAGGAACGGGACCUGCUGCAUCGCCGACCUGGGGCUGGCCGUCAAGUUCAUCAGUGACACUAAUGAGGUGGACAUCCCUCCGAACACCCGGGUGGGGACAAAGCGCUACAUGCCCCCGGAGGUUCUGGACGAGACCCUGAACCGGAACCACUUUCAGUCCUACAUCAUGGCCGACAUGUACAGCUUUGGGCUCAUUCUGUGGGAGAUCGCACGUCGCUGUGUCUCUGGAGGGAUCCUGGAGGAGUACCAGCUGCCGUACCAUGACCUGGUGCCCACAGACCCGUCCUAUGAAGACAUGAGGGAGGUGGUCUGCAUCAAGAAGCUCCGUCCCUCUUUCCCCAACCGCUGGACCAGUGAUGAGUGUCUGAGACAGAUCGGGAAGCUGAUGACCGAGUGUUGGGCCCAUAACCCGGCCUCCAGACUGACCGCCCUGAGGGUCAAAAAGACACUGGCCAAGAUGUCCGAGUCUCAGGACAUCAAAGUGUGAGGGGACAUCCAAGGACAUCAAAGUGCGAGGGGU